This is a messenger RNA of Psylliodes chrysocephalus, 13996 nucleotides long. The record is from the annotation of a GenBank genome assembly. NCBI's taxonomy places the organism in Eukaryota, Metazoa, Arthropoda, Insecta, Coleoptera, Chrysomelidae.
UCCAGUAGUCAGCGACAUCUAUUGACAAGAAAUUAAAAGUUGAAUAAAUUUUCUUACUCGGAAAAUGACAGUAGUGGAACAAAAUAGAUUUCCCGUCUCGGUGAGUUUUCAAGUUUGAACUGAAAAUCCAGGAGAAGGAGCUCCAAGUUUCCAGUCGGAGUCGUGCUCUGCACGAAGAAUAUUAGGAGAAAAUCGAGAUCAGCCGAUGUUGGCUAGCUGUCAUUUACAUUGUAUUUUCAACAGUCGUUUCCAAUAAAUUGUAACAUCCCUAUUGUGGUCCCUAUGUAGGUUUUUAAAGUGAAUAUUUUUGUUGUGGUGUGGUAAAAAUCAUUCCUCGAAAGCGAGGUAUUUAAAAGAGAGUGUCGGGUGCCAUGUUUACGGGGACUGUUCGUAUAAAAUUAUGCGAGGCCCAGGGCCUGAGACCGACGGAUUGUUCUAUGCGUUAUACUUUCGGGAAACCCGAUGAACAGCUCCUGGACCCGUAUGUAACAAUCGAUGUCGAUGACACCCAUGUGGCCCAAUCUACCAGUAAACAGAAGACUUUUGACCCCGUUUGGAAUGAAUACUUUGAGCACCAGGUGGAGAACGCCAAGGCGCUGACCCUGACGGUGUUUCAUGACGCCGCGAUUCCUCCUGACGUCUUCGUGGCGAACGUCUGCAUUCCUUUCGAGGAUCUGUUAAGCAGGGAGAGAGAUGAAUCUGAUUUUUGGGUUAAUCUUGAGCCUAAAGGUCGACUGCAUAUUAGAAUAGAUCUAAGGAUGACAUCGAAUGAUUAUGGAGGGAAACCCAGAGAAUUUAAAGAACGUCAAGGGUUUAACAGAAGGCGCGGGGCUAUGCGAAGAAGAGUCCAUCAGGUUAAUGGUCACAAAUUUAUGGCUACUUUCUUACGACAACCUACUUUUUGUUCACAUUGUCGAGAUUUUAUUUGGGGUUUGGGCAAGCAAGGUUAUCAAUGUCAAGUUUGUACCUGUGUUGUUCACAAACGAUGUCAUCAUACCGUCGUUACAAAAUGUCCUGGGAUGCAGGAUGAGUCGAACCAGCAUCAGAGCACUGGUUUUAAUGUAAAUGUACCACAUCGAUUUGUAGUUCAUAACUACAAACGAUUUACAUUUUGUGAUCAUUGUGGAUCACUUUUAUAUGGACUGAUUAGGCAAGGGCUUCAAUGUGAAGCUUGUUGUAUAAAUGUUCACAAACGUUGUCAAAAGAAUGUUGCCAACAACUGUGGAAUCAACACCAAGCAAAUGGCCGAGAUUCUAACACAAAUUGGUGUAUCGCCUGAUAAACAAACGCCCAGGCGAAGUAAAUUGUUACCGGGUUCUGGUGGAAAUGGAGGCCAACAAGAUUCAGAAAAUACAACAUCAGGAAGUGAUCCAACGGGAGAAGAUUUAUCCAAAACUAUGGAAGAAAAAUUAGCAAAUAAUGGGGAAGGUGCAACUAGUAAAAAAACAAUCGGUCUUAAUGAUUUCCACUUCAUGAAAGUACUUGGGAAAGGAAGUUUUGGUAAAGUCAUGCUUGCCGAGAAGAAAAAUACGGACGAAGUGUAUGCUGUCAAAGUUUUGAAAAAAGAUGUUAUCAUCCAAGACGAUGACGUUGACUGUACCAUGACGGAAAAACGAAUUCUAGCUCUUGCAGCCAACCAUCCGUUCCUCACGGCUUUACACUCAUGUUUUCAGACUAAAGAUAGAUUGUAUUUUGUUAUGGAGUACGUCAAUGGUGGCGAUUUAAUGUUUCAGAUACAACGUGCCAAAAAAUUCGACGAACCGCGCGCGAGGUUUUACGCGGCCGAAGUAACGCUGGCGUUACAAUUUUUGCACAAACACGGUGUCAUUUAUAGGGAUCUCAAAUUGGAUAAUAUAUUAUUGGACGCGGAGGGUCAUUGCAAAUUGGCUGAUUUCGGCAUGUGUAAAGAAGGAAUUGUGGAUGGAGUGACUACGUCUACGUUUUGUGGAACUCCUGAUUAUAUUGCCCCCGAGAUAUUACAGGAAUUGGAGUAUGCAGCAAGUGUAGAUUGGUGGGCAUUGGGAGUACUUAUGUACGAAAUGAUGGCAGGUCAACCACCCUUUGAAGCUGACAAUGAAGAUGAUCUAUUCGAAUCAAUUCUACACGAUGAUGUGUUAUAUCCAGUAUGGUUGAGUAAGGACGCUGUUAGUAUAUUAAAAGGUUUUAUGACUAAAAAUCCUAGUCGACGAUUGGGAUGUGUGGUAGCUCAUGGGGGAGAAGCGUCUAUUCAAGGUCAUGCCUUUUUUAAGGAAAUCGAUUGGACUGCUUUAGAACAAAGAAGGGUUAAACCUCCUUUCAGGCCAAGAAUAAAAAGCAGAAAAGACGUGACAAACUUUGAUGCUGAAUUUACCAGGGAAGAGCCAGUUUUGACACCAAUCAGUAAUGAAGUGCUGCAAUCUAUUAACCAGGACGAGUUCAGAGGUUUCACAAUUGUUAAUAGGGAUUUCAAUCCAUCACGAUUUAUAGCCGAGUAGACUUCAUAUCAUUUGAAGGAUAUUUCGACCUGAAUUGAUUGCCAGGUAUUUUCACCUUCAGUUAAACUGACUUGAAAGAACUUAAAGCUUUAAUUAUUUAACUUAAUUGUGUACGUCCGUACUCGAAAAAACUGAAUUUAUUUUUAUUAGUUGUACUUGCCUUACCUCCAGGUAUUUAUAGUGGUUGUUAUUUUGUUGUGUUCUGGUCGAUUCUUUACCAUUUCCGCCAAAAUUUUAGAUAUAUAAAUAUUGUAUGCAUUGUGUAUCAACUUAGAUCAAAAUUUUGUAUUACAUCAAUUCCUUAAACUAAAAAUUCAACUUAAAAUAAAAAUAUUAAUUGAUAUAUAAAAAAGAAAAUGUAUUUAAUUUUUUAUUGGUUUCAGUUUAAAAACAUUAUCAUUUUUAAAGGUAAUAGUGUCCAUAAAUAUACACAGUAUAUCUUGACAAUGUUAUUGAAUUACUGAUUAUGUUGUCUUGAGUAAUCAAUGUUUAAAUCGUAUUUAUAUCUUUUUAAUCAUUGAGUGAUAUACAGGCAGAAUUGUGAAAUUUGAAUUACAUGAAAAUAUAACUAAAAGUAUUACAUUAGAGAUUUAAAUUACAAUUCUUAAAAGGAAAUGCAAGAAUUGACCAAUUAAUUUUUAGCCAAAUGGUAUUUUGUUUAUCUGCUUAAGAUUGUGAUUUUCGCACAAAAUCUAAGAUUAAAAAUAUAUAUUCUUAAGUAAUUUGGAUCGCUGGAACGCUCAUUGAUUUAUUAAUAUUUUAUUGAUAAGAAACAUUUUUUUUUUUAUUUAUUUACAAUAAGUUCAGUAUAGUUCAUAAAUCAAAUUAUGCCAAAUUUCAAGAAAAAGUGAAUAAAUAUAUCAUCGUAUAAGUGUAAAUAAUUCUAAAAAUAACUUUUUCUAAAAUAUAAGAAAUUUAUUUGCUUAUCCAAUUUAGUAAAUUUUCCCGUUUUGUUGGUUUGAAAUGUUCACCGAAAAUGCUCUUUUACUCUAAAAUAACAAAGUUAUUUACAUCGUCAUUUAUUUUUUCCUUUUUUUCCAAUAGUUCUGAGCUUUGUUGAUUAUCUGAUCUUCUUUUACCAGUUUUCUUUUUUUAAUUGAGUUUAACAUUGCUGAUACUCCCUUUCACUGUAAUUAAAAGUUCACCGUACUUUCACUUACCACAUACUUUUUAUGAAUACCUUGCACGGGCAUCAUAUAGAUUUAUUGUUUUAGACAAUUUGGUGUGCAGUGUAGUAUUGCGAAAAAAAUAAGCAAAAUAAAAAUAAUUUCAAUUUCAAAUGUGACCAAGAUAUAAAAUAAAAGAAAAUAAGAAAUUAUCUAAACGAUGCGUCACAAAAUAAUACAAAAACAACUACUCCUUUGGUUAUUACCACAACAGGCAUAUCAAGGUAAACUCCAUAAAAAUCGCUAAGUUUGAGCGGCUGUUACUCGGUCCGUUUUUAUCUAAAAAACUUUUAUAAUUUAGCAUUUUAAAUGAAAUUUAGUCUACUUUUUUUAUAUAAAGCAAUGCCUAUUCCUAUCUUUGCUCAGAAAACCCAAAAAAGUUAAAAGUAAAAUAACAAAAAUUGAUUUUUUGUUUUAUUUUUUAAUAUUUUUUGCAUAAAAAGUUAAUUUUUUUAAAUAAUCUAUUUCGAUGGGAAACAACCGCAUUCUCUGCAAAUAAUUUCCUAUUAACUAUACUUGAAUGUUGCUUCGUUUUCAAGAUAUAAUUAAAAAACUAUAAGGGUUGUAUUUUCACCUUUAUCUCCAAUGUUCACCCUUAUUUCCAAUUUCCACCCACUAAUUUAAUAGCACUCUGAGAUUUUUCAUCUUUAAGGACCGUUUGAACGAUUCAUGCGAUUAAAACUCGUGAUGGUGAUAGUUCCUUAUUGCUCUCUUUUUUUUUAGGACAUAAUCAAUAGCCUAAUAAACACGUGAGCAAGAAUAAGAAGUAACCAAAAAUUAAAUUAUGCCCAUCCCAUACAAUUUUAUACAUUUAAAAAGUGAUUAUCUGUGAGUGUUUAUACUUGGCUGAACCUCCAUACAUGUAGAGUGAAUUUAAUGCAUAGAUUCCAUCAGAUACUGAAAUCUAGAAAGCCUUUUCUUACUUACGAGUCCUAAUAAGGACAAAAGCGGUCCAAGAAUGACGUUCUCCUUAGUAAGCACAAAAUAAUUGUCUACCUUCGCUGUUUUUCAAUUUCUGUUGCGGUGUUAGCCAAAGGAGUAGAUGAUUUCAGAAAAGAAAUGGUCAUUCAUAUUAUUUUGUAAAACACGGGUUAGAUAAUUUGUUUUCACUUAUUUUUAAAAUAAAUGAAGACGUCCUCCUUUAUACUAAAAAAAACUAUUUAUCCUUGGAAUUAAAAAAUCAUCUAAAGAUUUUAUUCACUUAUUUUCAUCAUACCAUUUAUUUUGAAUCAAUCAAUAUUUUUAGCUAUCACAAGUUAUUCAUAUUGAUAAUUUGAGACAUGAUCUAUAUUGUACUUAGUUUAAUAUAUUUUUUUAGUUUUUACCAACUGAGACAUUGGCAUUUAUUCAGUAUUUAAAAUUUCGGUAGUGUAUGCCUUAAAAUGGGUACUUCAAUCAUUAAUGUAAUGUAAAAAAUUAUUUUUUUUUAUUGCAUUUUUCUUUUCAAAGUACAAUCUGCUAAAAUGUCUUGGUUGGUUGUUUUUAAAAUUUAGCUCUUAGAUCUGACUUUAUUUGUUCAGUUGCUGUGAUUUCUAAAACAAGAGAGUUACAAAAGUAGAUUUGAAAUCACCUGUUAAUCUAGUCAUUAAUGGCCUAUGUAUACAUAUAUGACAUAUACUUAUACAUAUAUGGCAUAUAUAGUAGUUAAAAGCAGUCCUAGUACUUUUAUAAUAGGAAUUUAUUAACGGAAUCCUAAAAGAAACAAGUUUAUUAUAAAUACAGUAUUUUUUGUUGUUUUACGGGUGUCGCCAAUAUAUAAUCAGCCAAUACCUUGUUAUUUUAGGAUUCAUGUCCUUCUGAGCCUUAACGACCCUAAUCUAGGCUGCAUCAAAAUUGUAUAAAUUAUAAAAAUACCAUCAAACUAAACUUAUUGCCAUUAAAAAAAAAAAAAAAAGGACGAGAGGAAAUUUGUAUAUAGUACAAAUUGCAUAUUUGUUGCAGUUUAAAUACCCUUACCUGUAAUUUUAUAGUAUUUUUCAAUUUUUGAACCAUCACACUUAAAAUAGUUAAAAAAAGCAUGUAAGAUUUUAAACUAUGAACGCUUCAUAGUUUAGUAUUAUUCUAUAAUCCAAAAUAAAUCUGUGGGAGAGUUAAAAGUACCAAUGUUGAUACUUUCGAGUUAAUAGGGAAUGUUUUAUCAUGAGAAAUUCCAUCUGGAAAUUAUUCCGCUUGAUAUUUUCGUUUUAUUUUGUUUGGGAAGUUGAGCUGAUUAUAAAUUAAAGUGAAAAAGGCGCUGGAGUGCUUUGGUCGGAUAUUGUCUAAAAAUUAAAUGAAUAGAAAAUAGAUAGUUGGAUAUUUUAUUUAACUGUGUUACAUAAAAAAAGUGUGUAGCAAGUCAACAAAUCAUAUCAAAUUAAUUAAUUAAACGCUUACCUAAAAAUUAAAUUAACUAGUUUAAUAGCAAAACGGUCAUGAGCAUGUGGACAAUUUUUAGUUUGUAAACCGUUUGACAAAGUUCUCUUUUUGCAGAUUAUGAAAUGGAUUAUUUAUCCAGAGUAGAUUAUUUCUUAUAGAAAAAUACUGACAUUACUUAAACUAAUUAUAUUUUUGAGAAUUAUAUCAAUCAUGGGUCACUCGGAAAAGUCAUGUCCGACGGAUUUAUUGUAUAUUACAGCUAUGACAAAAAUCUUCACAUUUGCUUUUAUAAAGUAUUCUUUGUACUCUAUAAACAUUUUCAUUCUCUUUAAUUUCUUAGAAUUCGAUGUGAAUGUACUUUAUAAUUUUGUUGAGUUCAGAAGGUGUACUCCUUUUACUCUGUUCACUCCAUAUCUAAUUUCACUGCAUGCUAAAUCAUUGUAUCUCUGUGGGCCUACUGGGGAUACCACGAUAAAAAAAACUCGCCGCUUACUCUACCCCAAGGUGGUGUGGAAAUGAGUUUUUUUGGUCAAAACCCGUGUUAAACUACACUUUGAGGAGCUCGUACGCUAAAACAAUUGAUUUUUCGAAAAAAAAAAAAAAGUUAUUAAAUUGUAGGAAAUUUUCUCUAGUUUCAUUUUGUAUAUAAAUGUAUUUAUCGUGAAAUGAGCCUGAAAAACUGCUUUUAGGCACCAUUUUUUCAAUGUGGUGACGCUAGCGGUAAAGAUAACGAGGUGGCAAAGUUAAAAUUCGAAAAGAGUACAUCGAAAUCUAAAAUUACUUGUUCAAAACUCCCAGAAAACUUACAGAUAACUUCUUUUUUUAGAACCAAAUGACUGUAUUACUUAGGUUAAAUCAAACAUUUAUCGGGUUAAACACAUACCAUUCAUAUCAUUUACAUAAAUUUCUUGUCUUUCAGUAUUUAGAUUAUACAUUUUUGAUUAAUGAGUAAUCAAUUCCUUAUUGUGCUAAAAGGAAUGAUUAAAACCAUCCAUUUACAGCUUUAAACACUUUUAUCAUGAGAUACAGGUACUGUUUUUAUAUUGUGAACAUUCCUAACACGUUUGUUCAAAUUUGAUUGGUUCGAAUACUAUACUCGUGUUUAGUGAAAACGUCACAGGUCAUAGCACAUGAUGGUAUCAAACAAAAGAACUGUCAUCUGUCAUUCAAUGUCCAUUUGAAUAAUAGAGCGGUCAUUGAAAUUAUUUUGCAUGAUUUUGAAAAUGAAAGCAAUUUAAUUAUUUAACAUAGUAGAACAUACGAAAGGUAAGGUAAUAACGUUUAUAUGUUUGUCUAUUGAUUUCAUUUUUUUUUUAAGGAAAAUAUCUUUCCUCGAUUUAAAGAAUUUUUACCCAGGGUACUCAAACCCUGGUUUUUGAAGUGGAUGCAAUUUAAUAAUUAUUUUUCCGUGAUUUGUGGAAUUAACCCAACUUAUUUGAAGUGUAAUUUUUUGAAAUGAUUUUAAAGUAGUAGCACAUGUCCUAGAGGCCAAGUGAUUUGCCCCAACAUGGUUGCCAAGGUCUAUCCACAUUAGCCGGACAAGGUACGGUCAAGUCACGGUCUAGUCACAAUCAAAUCUUUUUGAAAGCAUUCACACUAUCGGGUCAUGACAUCGUCAUAUUCGACCAGUUGUUCCAAUGUACAGCAGGCAAUCGUGCAUGAGUGUUUUUUGCUUGUAGCAUCGCAAUACGCGCUCUUAAAAAAUGUUUUCAACUUCACUAAUUAAAAUCAUACUUAUUUUGGAUGUAGAAAAAGAACAGCAAAAAAAAUAUAAAAAAUAAAAUAAGAUUUUGGGUACAUCCAAUGCUAAAAAAAAAUCGAAGGAGAUUUUUUUAAGUUACAUGAAAAACUUAUGGAUGAUGAAACAAAAUGUUUUGUUUAUUAUAGAAUGAAAAUUGUAGAAUUUCAAAACAUAUUUUUGACAAUUAAAGAUGAAUUUCGAAAAAAUGGUACCACAUUUAGGGAAUUUUUUCCCCAGCUAAAAAACUUUCAGUAUGUUUAAAAUCAUUUUCAGAUGAAAUUUUUUUUACAACCAUUUUAAAGAAAAUCUAAACAUAUACAGUAAUCACUCUGUCACAGCCCACUUUUUUGUCUGACUGGUUGGUCGUUGAGCAUCCACACUAGACGGUCUCGCGUUCACCGACAAUCAAGGUCCGAUCAAAUAUUGUUGGAAAUGAUCGGCCUGUGACUUGACCCUGGCUUGCUUGUUCGAUGACCGGCAUGUGUGAACGGUUUAAAAGAAAUCUCAUGUAAAAUUAUGACAAAUCAUUUUUGAUCGGACCGUGACUGGACCGUGUCUUGAUCGUGGCUAGACCUAUAGUGAGAAUAGACCAUUAUUGUAUUAUGCUCAUUACAAUAUUUGUGAAAGGCCGUACAGAAGCUAAAAAUGUCUUGAUGGCAGACGGUACAUCAGGGGUUGUGAUUUAUAUUAUUUUUUGUUUGGACAUAAUCCGUAAAGAGGCUGAAAGGGAUACUAAUUUAAAUAUUUUAAAUACAUUUUACCUUGGUAAAUUUAUAUCUGCUGUUUUUAAUAUAUAUUUUUUUUAAUACUUCGCAAUAAUAAAUUAUUUUACUACACAAAUAGGUAUUGAUAAUUUAUAUUAUUAUAUAAUAAAACAACUUCUUAUUUAUUUAUCUUUCAGAACAAAGAGUGAACUUUCGAAUAUAUAUCAUUUUCACACUUAUGUGUAUAAGUAAAAUGCAAAUGCAUAAUUUUUAUCAUUUCUUCUGUCCUCUCCACUUCCAUUUUUAAUAGAUAGUUUUCAGCUUUUGAGCAUAACAGAAUAUACAAAAGAAUAUAUAUUUUUCUUCAAGUGAAUCAAAAUAUGCCAUUGAAUCGAUAAACACAACAUACUACUUCCUAGUGUAACACAAAAUAAUUUUCCCUCAAAAACAGAUCAUGAAAUCCACAGAAUUACAUAUAAAGGUCAUCAACUUUCUGUUUAUAUGCUUUGAAUGUGUCAAUUAAUUAAGUUAUAUCCAAUUCAAAAACCGGAAUUUUCGUACCCUGGGUUAAAAUUCUUCAAAUAGAGGACAAAUAAAUAUUUUUCUUAAAAAAAAUUAUGAAAUCGAUAGACAAGCAUGUAAUAAGUAUAUUACGUAACAAGAGUUGUAAGUAACCCAUUACUUAAUUUCGCGAGUGCGUAAUGUGCUUACAAUUCGUGUAACGUACUAUACUCUUUCUACGCCCACUUAUUUUCUUCUAUUAAAUAAAGGACAUAUGCUUGUGUCGCCAAUCCAUAAAUUUUCGAUAGGUAAUUUCGUACCUUUUUUUUUAGAUUUUAGCGGUAACAAAUUAUGUGUGGCAUCGUGAGCUUUUUCCAAAAUCUCCGGUAGAGUGCUCAUAAUUUCAUCACUUUCACUACUAACAGAUAUAUUCGUAGGAAAAGUUGAGAAAAUGUUCGAAUACAAUAUUUUGUUACAAACAUUGACAAUAUAAAUCAUAAGACGUUUAUUUCAAUAACAUGCUAAGAAAACGCGACUUUUUUUAGAAAAAUUAUAUAAUGUGUUGCCGAUAUUUAGGGGCAUCACUUUUUUAAUCCAAAAUUCACUAAAUUUAUGUAAAUAGACAAAUAAAGUCUAACGUAGAUAAAAACUUGAUUGUAAUUUGUUUAAACUAAGAAAUUUCAGUUUUCUUAUCAAGACGCACGUGUAUGUUAUGAGAUCUCAUUACGUGCAUAUUAUUGUUAAAUGUCAUUUACAAGGAAUGUUCAUAGUGCGAUUUUUAAGUUUACCGACAUAGGCGUAGAAAAACGUUAUUAACUUACCUUCCGUAUGUUCUAAUAUGUUAAAUUAUUAAAUUGCUUUCAUUUUCAAAAUCAUCUAAAAUGAUUUCAAUGACCGCUGUGUUAUUCAAUUGGACAUUUAAUGACAGAUGACAGUUCCUUUGUUUGUUGCCAUCCUGUGCCAUGACUUGUGACGCGCCCUAAACACGCGUAUUGCACUUAUCACACAAAAUCGCCAUAAUUUAUGAUAGAUAAACCUAGACUUACAAAACCCAGGGCCGCUGAGAGCCAGGCCGGGCCCCAGGACAAUUCUCUAGAUCGGGCCCCGUGAUAAAAAAAUAUUUAACCAAAAACUGUUCUUCUACUGAAAUAGAAUUAUAGAAUUUUUCUCCCUACUUCAAUUACCUCUUCUUCUAAAAAAAAAGUCCUCAGCCGAAACUUAACUUCCCACUCUCAUCUUGUGUCGAAUUUCUCAUGCAGAACAAAAAAUGCUGUUGUCGCGCCCCCCUUACAGUGCUACCGGGCCCCCAUUUAAGCCCGGGCCCCGGGAAUUAGUCCCGGCUACCCCCCCUCUAGUCGGCCCUGACAAAACCACCGCCAAGUCUUGCACCAAUGAAUAAUGAAGUGUCAUAAAACCAAAGAGCCAAAUAAUUAAAUCGACAUAACCUAAAUUAUUCUUUUUUAAUCAUCAUUUGGUUUUGCUACUAACGCCUGCGCACGGUUGUUAAUUGGCUUUUGUUUUUAGCCUCUCGUAUUUUUACGCCACAAAAUAGGUUAUUCAAGUAUUAUUAUUAUUAAGAGAUGUAGCAAUAAAACUGUGUGAUCAACACGUGUUAAGGACUGGACCUCUACCUCCUUUGAUCAUAUUAUAGGCCAGGGGCCCUAUUCUCGAAUGUCGCAUUCGUCACAAUGUCUACUACUAAUGACUAUCAAAAUGUCGAUCGACUGACGCUAUCCGUAUUCUCAAAGACAAAUAGACAUUUUAAAAUCGGUGACAUAUUUGGCGAAUGGUAAUAUCUGACAACAUUGGAUAGAAACAUACAAUGCGAGUAUAUUACAGCAGACAUUUACUUGAAGGAUCUCUUAGAAAUACAAAAUAAUACUGAAAAUAUAUCUUUUUAAUAAAUACUAAUUAGAAAGUAGAGAAAAUAUAAUAUAAUCUUUUUAACUGAAAUUUCAUGUGGGAUUAAAUAGAACAUUGGAAGUGCAAUUUGGUAAGAGAUUAAAUAGAAAGAAGAAGAAAUAUAUUAUUAUAAUAUAAUCUAAACACUAUAUAAAAGGACUGUCAUAUAAUCUUUUUCCUUUCAAUUUGAAAAAAAUAGAGCUAUAUAAAUUUCUUAAUGACAGGAAUUAAAUCUCUUGAACAGACAGGACUAAUGAUUGAUAAAUUAGAUGAAAUUGCAAUUUAUACAAUAGUUAUUUUCAUUUCUCUUAAAAAUAAACAUAAAUUAUCACUGUCGCAACACUCAUAUUUAUAUUGUAACAUUAUCUUUAAAAAGGAAUGUCGACUGGUUGAAUACCACUCGACUUUAUGUCCAACAACAAAUGUCGAAUUCGCCAUUUGAGAAUACGUUUUUGCGUUCUUGUUCGACAUAUCAUCAAUGUCGCGUGUGACAUUUAGAAAUAGACAUCCGAGAAUAGGGCCUCAGGAGCAGGUUUUCGUAGAUUUUUAUUGUUAGACGAACCGUGCAUAUUUUUCAGUCAACGGUCGCACAGAAAACGAUCCGCAUUGAACUAAUAAAAAAACUCUCCUAGUUGUUGCUUCUCAUCUAUUUUUGACGAUCUUCAAACGGCAAUCGGACACUCAUUUUAGGCUGAUGUACACGUAAUCACUGCAUCUCUUUGGCUCGGCGAGUAUAAAAGUAAUAGUAAAUGUAUUUCUUGUUCUAUAUUGUACAAAUAUUGUAUUCGUUUUUUCGUUCUUUUUAUUUUCAUAAAAAUGUUUAUAUGCUGUACAUAAAUAUUUAUAGUCCAAUUCAAUAGAUAAAACAACAAAACAUGAAAUUAUUAAUUUACAUAACUAAGACACUCGCAGAAAAAUUGCCUUUAAAUAGAUUUUUCGUUGUUGAAAGUACCGUAUUUCAAGGUUUCAUGAACAUUUAAACAACGAUUAAGGAGUAGUAAGAACGAUCAUUAAAAUGUAUGAACCUGAUAAACUUUGACAGAUGUUUAGAUUGUGAGUUAUUUGAAGUUUAAGUCACUCAGACUGCAAUUAUUGUGUAAUUUCUCCCUCUAUUCGAUAUGUAUCGUGUCGAAAUGGCACAUAAGAAUCCCUGUGCAGAUAUAUCACAUUGACAAGCUCUGUCAAAGUUUAUUAGACCAACAAAUUUAAAGAAACGUUCUUACAACCGGCUGUAACACUUUUACAAUCACAUCAACGUACCCGACAGUAUAUAAAAAAAUUAAAACAUAAACAAAUGGUAAUUUUUGCGUACUGCAGCAUUAAAAUUAAUAUUGGUCUUUAUACUCCAAACAGUCUAAAUUUAACGUCAAUUUAAAUAACCGCACCUAGAGAAAUAAUUCUUUGAAUUUUUGUGUGAUGGACUUUUUAUUUUUACGAGCUUUAAUGCAAUUUUUAAUAUUUUUAUUUAAUUUAAAUUUAUUUGAAAUAUAUUUUUUAUAGUGUUACUGAACAAAUAUCCAAUUUUUUCAGAAGUAUUGCUGGUGUUCAAUAUUUAGUGAUAUUGAAGUAAUCCUGCAAUAUUAGUUUAAUGGUAUUGAAAUUGUCCCUUUUUUAGACAUAUAACACUAAUUGUUUUCUAGUUAUGUUGUGAUAAUGUGAAAAAAAAAAUUGAAUUUAUGUGAAACGAUGGAUGAAAUUCAUCAUCACAUAAUGACUUAGGAAUUGUGCAUAAUAUAAAAAGCUUAACGUUGUUGACUUUACCAAAGAUUUUAUUUAUUAUUUUCGUAAUGUUUUAAGUGAGCAACUCAGGUAUGUUAAAAUAUCUAAUAAUUACUGUUUUUGUUUGUCAUUUAUGCGAGUGUUAAAAUAUUUUUUUACUUUUGAUUGUUUUUGAAUAAAAUGUUUUAUGUACAAUUAACAUUGUUAGAAGUGUAGACAUUGAAAUCAUUUUAUAUGAACAAUCAAGUGAUGUUAUAAGUCUCAAAAGUUCGUCUUUUGUGAAGCCAAAAAAGUAUUAUAUUUUCAACAAAAACAUUAAAUAAAGGUGUUAAGCAUAUCUGAAUUGAUCUAUGCAUUUUUAAAUAUAUAAUUUAUGUGAAUGUUUAAUUAUGACUUUGUAUAAUGUGUUUGGGAAAGUUUUAGAGAUGCCCCAGCUUGCCAAUAUUAUUAAUUAAAAGUAUAAAAAUAAAAACUUUAAAAUAAUCUAGUACAAAAAUAAUUUAAAAUGUUAGUAAAAUAAGUAUUAUUAAAAACAUACAAAAUAAAAUUAAAUAAAAAAAUAUAUAUAAAAUAAAAAUUGUAAUUAUCUACUUAAAGUAUCAAAUCGCUAUUACAGUUCAAUGCCUAGUUGAUCAAAUUAAUAAUAAUUAGUAAUUUAGUUGAAAUAAGUUAUAAUUUUAAAGUAAAUCUGCUUCUAAAAACUUCCUAAAUACAUAAUUCAGAUCGAAUGCAUGUGAUAGAAGGACGAAAGUUAAGUAUUAUUUUUUUGUUAAAUAUUUAGAUAUGUUAUACUUUUAUUUAUUUUGUACUUUAUAAAAUCUGCCAGAUUCUGUAAAUCGACAUUCAAAUACAUUUCAAAGAAAUGUAUAUAUUGUUAAAAAUAUGUAAUGUUUUAGAUAUUUAUUAAUGUGAGCUUAGAGUAGUGAAAAUAUAAGGAAAGAAAAAUAACCCGCUACAAUUAGUAAAUGUUUAGAUCUAUGUAUCACAGGUCUAUGUUAGCACUAGGCUGUUAAAAAUCCAACAGAUCAGAGAUACAAACAAGUUAAACUAUCACCCAGUUACUACAGAGUAGUUCUCAUUUGCUGCUUUGCUUUAAGAAUGUAAAAGAAAACAAAAAUUACACUAGAAUUUUUUCGAAGCCAUGUAAUUUUUUAAUUUUGAAUUUUCUUAGAUAAUUCAGUAAAUUAAUUAAAAAAAGUAGAUUUUGUUUAGAGAUAACCUGUUACAAAGUGAUGAUUGAUAGGUGAACAAUUUUGUUCUGCUUACAGUGUUGUGCCAAACCAUAUCCCAUUUCAGCUGGCUGUUUGCACAGAAAUUUAAAAAUUCACUUAACCAUUUUAUUAUUUAAAAUCAUAUUGUAGUAUCAAUGUGUUGUACUCUGAUGUACCUAUUUCUCUGAUGGUGUACUAAAAUAUAAAUAAACUAUUUAAUGUA